UCGAGCUACUAGGAAAAUACUUUAGGCGCCCGUUUUCCCCUUUGGUUAAAGUGUACAUCGAAGACUUUAUGAAGUAUCCCAUUGUCUUGAAACAAGUGCAGCACAUCAUUAGCACGCUGAAAAUAUUUGGAUUAGCAGAUCCUUUAAAUGGCAUGAUUAAAACGCUUUCACAAUUCCAAACAAUUUUGGAGAACAGUGCAGCGCUCACCCUCACUGAUUUGGACAAAUCAAUGACAUAUGUACAUGGAAUAGUUUCAUCAUUUUCAGGAGAAAACCUUGAUUGUGUGAUGGAGGAGCUGUCAAGAUCCAGUGAACUACUUGGAUUUGUCGAAGAAAUAGUUGAUGAAGAUAUUCGUUUUUUGAUUGACGCUGUUGAAGAACAUUCAGAUCAGUUUUUAUCUGAGUCAUCAGUUUCGGACCUUAUCGAUGUCCAUGGUUUCUUAGCACCACUGAUUAAGAUACGAAAGCAAAACAAAUGCAGUCCUUUGAGUUUUCUCGAGAUGUUAAAAGCAUUCUGCAUUGGUCAUGAAGACAUAGCAAUGAAAAUUCAUCAGUGCAGUACAAACGUGAAUAGCCUUCGUGGAUUGUACACAAGUAUUGCAAACCGCGGGGAGAUGACUAAGGAAAUCAUUAGUAACUGCCUGAAGCGGGGAAUAUAUUGGGUGUCGCAAAAAGAUGAAAGAUGUGAAACUAAGAUUAGCUAUGAGCUUCAGGGAAGCAGUGAAGUGAAAACGUGCAAUUACACGUUGUCAGACCUACAUGACUUACGGAGCCGUGCGCAUCUCAUUGUUACUUCCCACAAAAAUGCUAUCAAGGUACCGUUAGGCCCUUCUAAGGAAAGUAGCGACGAUAUUGAUUUUGAUAACUUUAUUUAUCAAGUUAAUCUAUUGACGGAAAUUUCUACUCUUCUAUCGGAAUUACGUACAUCUGGGUAUGUGAAAUAUCGGGAAUUCUGGAAACGAAUAAAAACUACCAAAGAACUUAAAACUACCAGGGACACUCUUUUAACUGAUCUGCAAGAAUGGGAAAACAUCCUCAAGAAAGAACGCGAAAACUUUCACUUUCUGAACUAUUAUCGUUCUGAUCAACUAUGCACGCUGUAUGAUUUUUUCAUUAGUGAAUCCGAGAAUAAUUUUGACGAAGUUCUUCCAUUAAUCCAUUUCGUUGACCGCACGAUCACUAAACCGCAGUUACAGAAAUACCGAAAGCUACAGAAGAAGCAGACAACAUCAGGCUCGGACGCUAGUGCCGACUUAUUAGUAGCAACUGUUGGUCAAGCGUUAGAAAAUAUUUUCAGUAAUUCACAACCAGUCAUCAGAUGGGUACCACUUGAAGAACAAACACAAUCAUACAUUAAGCUGGACGCUACAGUCACACCAGGAGAAAUUUUUGUCGCUUGUUUGGAGAAGAAAAGUCCCCAAACAGCCAACGUCGUCCUCACACUGUACGAGAACACGUCAAAAGCGUUUCCUGAACCGCAUCAAAUUGUUUUCUGCAGUUCCCAAACAACAUGGCAAGAAAUACACCUUUUACUCCAAAGAUGCUUCGCGCAUUCAAAAUGCCCUCAACAAAAUAGUCUCUAUUGUAUUGCAAACGUUGAAUUGCUACCAAAUGAAUUGCAGUUUCAAUUAGUAGACGCAAUCAAAGCAAAGCAGAGAUGCUACGAAAGUCACGAGAUCAUUAAGGAGAAGGCUGAUUAUCAACUAGCUGUAAUAUGCCGUGGUGGCGACCAUCACCACAUUGCCGAACAGUUUUCCCAGUAUACACACCACAUUGCGAGUAUGAGUGAUCAAGUCCUUGAGAGUCGCCUUCAAUCCGGUUGGCCUGAUAUCAAAAUGGUCACAUCCACUCUUCCUGGUCUUGGUAAAACAGAACAAAUAAAAUACGAAGUUCUGAAAAAAGGUAUGAAUGUUGCUUCAUUUUCCAUCAGUGGCCCAUUUGAGCCCAGCAAGCUCAUCAAGCGUCUUAAAAAGCUCAAGCUUAAGAAGUACCAUUGCCUGCAUCUGGAUAUUGGAGAAGUUAGUGACCCACUGUCAUUGGACACAUUCUUAUUUCAACUGAUUGUCACAGGAAUGGUUUCAGCUGGAAAUCAGUUCUAUCAUCUACCUACAACACACAUCUACAUUGAAAUAGCGAAUACGCUGAACGAUUUCCUUCGAGAGUCAAUGAUGAUAUCAAAGUACUUCACUCGCAUUGACUUAAAAUGGCAGAAUUUCAAGGAUCUUUUGGUCAGCCCUGAAAUCACAAGUGAUGUCCAAGUUGUUUGCCAUCAUUUAGAUAUCUUCGAUCGCGCUCGUUUUGACUUGGAGGAAGUUUACUUCAGUGGACCAAAAAGAGCAAAGCCAAUGGCAGAACAUCGUUGCCAGGAGCUUUUGGCAAAAUAUUUCGCGUCAGAUGCCGAUAUUACCUUUACAACGCUCCAAACAUUCCUAAGCGUUCUGGCCGAUCAACUUCUGAAGUUUUCUAAAAGUGCAUUUUUCAGAAUUCCACAUCUCAAAUCUAUGUUGGGCAAAGGAAGCCAAGGUAUCCGCAACAAUCUUUUCAAAGCCUUGUUAGAGUUAUCAAGGGAGUUCGCAUCCCGAGCCAUAACAACAUGCCGUUCGAGUGAAAAGCGGAAUCUUUCUCAGAAAGAAUCUGCAAUGGCUCUAGACAAAGCGUUGACGUUGAAAACCAAAUCUGCCACCGAUAUGGUUGAACGGGUUGAAGGAAUGAUACAGUGGGAAGACAGCAACCAUUUGUUGGUCGUGUUUCAUGGUCUUAACUCGCAAGCCAUCACUGCUGUGUAUCGGAACAGAUCAUUGGUUCCUUUAAAUGUUGAGAAAUUGCUAAUGAGCCAAGCGGUACGAAAAAAUACCAAGCUCGACGACUUCAAGGUUUUUACCCAAGAACAACUACAAGAGAAGUUAGAGAAGAUAGCUGGCGCAAAAAUGGUUAAAAACCCCGAAUUAUUCCAAAGUUACGCAUUAACACCGGAUAAUGUCUUGAAGAUGAUACUGAUCAUAUUACGGGUUCGUGUGAAUGCACCGGUGAUUAUCAUGGGGGAGACAGGAUGUGGAAAGACCAGCCUCGUCCGCUACUUAGCGAAUACAUGCGGUAUUCAUUUCUGUACAUUCAAUUUCCAUGCAGGAAUAUCGGAAGAGGAGAUAAUCGCAUUUAUCAACACGAGCGAAUGCCUUGCCGAUAAAAAGAAAGAGCAAAUCUGGAUAUUCUUGGACGAAAUCAACACGUGUGACCAUCUAGGCUUGAUCAAUGAUAUCAUGUGUCAUCAUUCCAUGCUCGGACGACGACUGUCCAACAAUCUUGUUUUCCUAGCAGCUUGUAAUCCGUACAAGUUACGUCCAGAAGAACACAUCAAGACAGCUGGCCUUGAAGGCAAGAAUAUCGUGGAUGAAUAUUCCGGACUUGUGUAUCGUGUGCACGAACUGCCUGAAGCUAUGGUUGACUAUGUGUGGGAUUAUGGCUCCCUUGCCCCGGAAGAUGAACGAGACUACAUCCAAAGGAUGGUGAGAGAGAUUCCAAAAAAAUAUGAAGGUUUACUUGUUGAUCUGCUUUCCGCAUCUCAAAAGUUUAUUCGGGAAGCCGAAAAUAAUUCUUUUUGUGUCAGUCUUCGCGAUGUGCAUCGCUGCAUUCGGCUAAUAAAAUGGUUUCAGGACAUGAUAAUAAAGCGCAAGGAGCUAAAAUGUACCCUAGAUGACGAAUGUCCUCAGCACCUUCGAAUUUACCAUUCGAUCUCAGAACGGUUCAACACGAAACCUAUGAUAAAAAGCAUUGUUCUUACUCUCGCCCAUUGCUACUUGUCCAGAUUACCUACUUCAGAGUUGCGAAAGAGCUAUCGAGCACAUAUGAUGGAGCUGUUUCUUAGAAAUGGAACUUCAAUGAGUCGUGGAAAUAAUUCCGAUGCUUUUGCCGCCAUUGUACGUAUGGAAGAAGAAGAUUAUUUAAAUCGGAUGGAACUCCCCCCUGGCACAGCAAAAAACGCCGCCCUGCGUGAGAAUGUCUUUGUUAUGUUGGUUUGCAUCUUAAAUCGUAUUCCUAUUUUCGUAGUUGGAAAGCCUGGUUGCAGCAAAUCCUUAUCCAUUCAAUUGAUUCGAAGCAAUUUACGAGGACGAGAUUCGCGUGAUCCAUGGUUCAGAGAGUUACCACAACUUUAUGUAGUCUCGUAUCAAGGUUCAGAAUCGUCAACUUCCGAAGGAAUCAACAAAGUGUUUGAAAAGGCACACAAAUACAAAUCACACAACAAAGAUGGAAAUGUUUUGCCUGUUGUUCUGCUGGAUGAAGUCGGAUUGGCAGAAAAUUCUAAAUACAACCCACUCAAAGUCUUACACAGUUUACUAGAACCUGGAGAUGGGGAAUUGCCAGAGGUUGCAGUUGUGGGUAUUUCAAAUUGGUCGUUAGAUGCAGCGAAGAUGAACAGAGCAAUUCAUCUGUCCAGACCUGAGCCAACGAAAGAAGACUUGUAUGAGACUGGCCAUUCACUACAUUACGCUGAUGAUGGUGAUAGCAGCCAAAAUUUGGGAGAGAAGGAGUUAAUGUCCUUAGCAGAAGGCUAUUUCGAAUAUGAAGGGAAACAAACCCAUGCCAAUUUUCACGGUCUGCGUGAUUACUACUCUCUCAUCAAAAGCUUAACAGGUCGCGGCAACUCCAAAGAAGUCAACAUUUCACUACAGCGCAAUUUUGGAGGCCUUCCUGGUGAAGUAUCCAACAUUCAAAAGAUUUUUUUUGGAAAAUUAAAGAAGUAUAUGACAUCCAAUGAUCAAGAAAUUGUCCAAGUUACCAAAUUAAUUCGAGAGAAUCUUUCAGACCCCAAAGCACGUCACUUGAUGCUGAUAACAAAUGGAGACUCAGCCAUUGGAAUUUUAAGACAAAGUCUUGCUCAGCUAGAAAAGGAAACUAUCACAAUUUACGGCAGUCGAUUCGAAGAGGACUUGUCCGAAGAGUAUAAUUACAGAAUCCUGAGUCGUAUCAUUCUUUGCAUGGAACGGAAUUGCAUCCUGAUAUUAAAAGAUCUUGAAAGCAUUUAUGGAAGUCUUUAUGAUAUGUUAAACCAGAAUUAUGCCGUUGUUGGGAACAGGAAAAACUGUCGUGUGGCUCUUGGAGCACAUAGCAACCCAAUGUGUCAAGUAAACGAUGGAUUUCGCUGCAUUGUUCUUAUUGAUCAGCAUAAAGUAGAUUAUUCCGACCCCCCAUUCCUUAACAGGUUUGAAAAGCAAGUCUUGCGCUAUUCCGAUGUGCUGUCGGAAGACCAAAAGAAUGUGAUCAACGAGCUUGAGAGCUGGGUUCAAGCGAUCUCCACCGUACAGACUUUAGAGUCACAUUUCAGGGAAACAGAUACAUUCAUUGGUUUCCACGAAGACACCCUUCCAUCACUGGUCUUGUCACACAGUCAUGAUGCAGACACCUCAAGCAGCCACGACGCCGAUACCUCAGCAGGUGUUUUGAAAAAAUGUAAAGAUGACUUGAUGUGGAUUGCAUCGCCUGAUGGUAUGUUGCGGACCCAGAAAUGCAAUCUUUUGAAGGAAGAUUCGCACGAAGUGCAUGAAUUGAGAGAUGAAUAUUUCAAGAAACCAGUUCACCAGGGUUUUGCUUCCUUCAUGGACCACGUGGUGUCCAAUGAUCAGAAUCUGACUUUCUUUGCUGGUGAUGAGAUUGGAACUAAAACGGUUAUUAUGACAUUUUCCAACAUUCACACGGAUAUUGGUCGAUGUUUAGGCAGCGGUUUCAAAUGUCAAGUUGAACGACUGAGUGCGUACAAGUCUGAGAAACAACUAACUGAAAAAAUUAGCGAAUUCUGGAAUUCACCAGAAAAGAAAUUGUUGGUUUUGCAGUGUAAACCAGAUUUGGAUGGUGCCCAUUUACUCCUUGCCCGUUCCAUUAUUGAAGAAAAAAGAGAUGCCUAUAAGCGAUUUGUGCAACAAACUGAGGAAGAUCCACGAGGACGCAAGCAUGUUUGUAUCGUUGUUCACGUUCAACGUGGAGAAACAACAAAUGAUGUUUCCUGGCAGUUUAGCUUUUUGUGUGGUUGGAGACAGGUAUUCCUCGAUGUCCUUGAAGCUCCUCUUGUACCAUUAAAUGAAUUACUCGGGAAAAGCGUUCAGAAACUUCUCACAUCUCAAAUAUGGCCCAUUCGCCUGAUUGCAAAAAACGAUCUUUUAUGGUGCUUCACAUGCAUUAAAUAUACACAAAGCCAGCGACCUUUAGACAUGGUCUUACGCAUUUCCAAGAACCUUUUCGACUCGGAAGCAGUUUCAAAAGUCAUAGAGGAACUCAUCUUAAACUCGAUUGACUAUAAAGUUCUCCAACAAGAUCAGGAAACAUACUGUGAAGUAAAUUGGCAAGUGAAGGUUGCUUGUGAUCGCCAGUCGUUAAUCAAUUUCUCGACUCUUUACUGUGCAAUGGAGCAGUUCGUCUCUAGAUUAGUCCAAAAUCCAUUGGCUAAGAUUGUUUACUUCCUAGAAAAGGAGAAUGCUUGGCCACCUCACUUAGUCAAGUGGCAAACUUCUGAUGAAACUAUGUUGCCAGAGUUAGAAGAAAUAUGGUGCAAAUGUAUCAAGAAUACUAGCAUUUUCAAAAUGUCAGACAUACCUGAGCCACUUGGGGCGGAAUCAUAUUUACUUAGCAGUACCAGCCUUGACCUUUGCCUACCAUUCAGUCAAGUAAUUAUCAGGAAAGUUGAAGGCGUCAAGGAGUUGUUCUUAGAAGAUUAUACAACACUGAUAGCAAAUGAUGACAAUUUAGAAAAAAAUGGACGACUAAAACGGGAUGUUUGGCAAAAGCAACUCGAAAAAUUUUCCAAGAUGAUAACAGACCAGGUUCCCGAACUCCUUUUCUUCUCUUCUGACUGUCACGAUUUAUACAUGAAGGACAUUUUUGAUAUGGUAACAGCCGAUUUCAGCGAAACUUUAACUCGUCCCCAACGAACCUCAAUAACGAAGGCAGUGUUCAUUUCUGACGCUAAACAGAGCUUGCCAGCGAGUAAUUUGCCCGAGUUUUGUACACUCCUGCACACUUUUAUAUGGAUUCAUCGCGAACAAAUCCUUGAUCUGCUGAAAAUGGUUGAUUGCUGCGGACCGUUUGUACCACUAACAGUUACCGAAAAUGUGACAAAUGACAUGCUAAGCACAUCUGAAGACAUUGUGUUUGUGAAAACGCUGAAAAAGAGUGAAGGCUCUGAAGACGAGUCUUUGAUCGGCACUCAAUCAAAUUCUUGCGCUGAACUCCAAGCAGAUAAAGAAGAACAAAAUGGAGUUCAGCCUGCCGACAUAAAGCUCGAGUUUGACGAACAAUCAACGAACGUUGAACCCAUUAAAGAAGAGUCCAGUGAAGAAGAACUGAUCGAAGAACUCAACAAGGAACAACUUUUUGAACAGGAACCAGAUGAAGGAGAACCGAUUGAAAACGGAAUGGAGGACAUAGAAGACUCAGAGAGAUAUGGAGAUAUCUUAGUCACUGCAUACUGUGAAAAAAUGUUUCCCUCGCAGGAAAUUGUUAAAAACAACGGUGGUGUUGAACCUUGGAAACGAAAUGCUAAUUUGUUGCUUUCUCUUGCAUUCAAAAUUAGUGAACAUUCACCAGCAUUCCAUUACCUACGAUUGUGUGUUGAUUUCUCAAGGAUUGUCUUAAAUCCAAAGAUUUCAUUGACCUUAUCGUCGCUGCAUGAUCUAUACGAUAUUGGCGUAAGUCUUAAAUCCGGUUAUCUUGACAACGAACAGGCAUUCGAGACUAUAACAGAACAACUUAUCAAACCAUUGGAAAAAAAACUAAAAAAACAUAAGGAUGGGCAAGAAGGUUUACAGAAGUUCUCAGCUCUAUUUUAUGGUCGUUGUAUUGACACAAAUGUUGACACCUGUGGUGCUCGCCCGAUAAUCGAACAAGUUCUGUCCUUGAAGAGACCAGAAUUGGUAAUGAUGAUGAGUCCUGUUGUCUUACGGCUACUCAUGGUGGAGGAAAUACAGUCGCCUGGCAUAUUUAUGGAUAUAAUCACGAAUCCACGUACUAUUGAUAACUGUCCUUGUCUCGAGAAUAUUGACGAAGUAUUCAAAGAUCUUUACUCUGAGGGUUUGAUACAUCUUGACUCGUAUCCUGCUGUGAUGAUCUGUGAUCUAAUUCAAUUUUUGCUAAAUUUUGACGAACAUUUCACGAUCGAUGACAUUGAUAGUUCUGACUGUAAAGUUCUUACACUUGCUAAAGCUGCUUUGGCAUUCAUCUCACAAGAUGAAAUUGCUCGCGGUUUAUCCGUUCUUUCAGCUGUUGCGUUCCUUCGUGGAUUCUUCACAAUGUUAGCAAACUUCGUUGCUGGAAAUCCCAGUGCUGUGAAAGAAGAUAGCCAAUACAUCCACGUAAUGUCAGAAGUUAACUCACUACUUAAAGAUCCAAAAUCUUCGUUACAAGUAUUUUUCAUGAAACAACUUCACAAAACCACUAGUUUAUUUGAUUUACGAGUGUGGUUUGGCGAAAAUAACAUCCUUCCCACAAUGCAGGAGCUAUGGCGGAAUGAAAAAAGUGAAGAAAAGGCUGUGUUUACAUCUGUGUUAGGAUACCCUGAAUAUGAAGAAGUCAAAGCUGCCUGUUGGAACUUACAAUUAAAUGAUGACACACUAAUGAAAGAAUUUUUGAAGAAAUGUAAUCAUUCCCCAGAUCAUGUAUUUGCAUUACUUGGAUUUUUUAUAAACAUGGUCUACUUGAAACGGGCUGUGCGAAAGCUCACUGAUAAAGAAGAACUGUUGGUGAAGUGGAUAGCUGCGAAUGUCGCUUCGUUUCCGUCACUAUUUCAAGAACUUCUGUUGAGAGUUAUUGGUCGUCACGAUUUCAAUUCUCCCCAACUUCAGCCAUCGUCAGAGUCACCAGUGAAAGAUGUUGAACUGGCGUUACUAGUUCUCCAUUUUGCUUGUGUUGUUGCUACAGGUGCACUUCAAAAAACUUCGCCAAUUUAUCGAUAUUUCACUCUCACUGAUGAAUUUGAACCGCCUUGUGUUCUCGCCCACUGCGAAGAAGAGAUACGUUCCGUGUUUGAAUACAUACAAUCAUCAUCUACCAAAGCAUCUGACUGUGUUACGUGUGCUUGUGGCUCAAGAUUAGCUUUCAAGAGUGGAAGCAACGAAAAACUCUGUCCGCAUUGUCCCGAAAACUUGAAUGACAAGAAAAACUGCAGCACAUCCUCGGAGAAAUCUGCCACGUUGUCAUUGCCCCCCGAGAAUGACACAUGCCAUGAAUGGGACCUUUGCGCACCACACAUGAGUCCAGCCGUUUACCGUGCCUUGCAUUUUAUAGUGUAUUCGUCAUACUACACAGGAGUUGCUCUCGGAACUUCUUCUGAGGAGAAGUUGAGAAAAACCUUAAACGUUUUGCACGGACUUGAGCUUGACGAUGAAUCCACAACACCGGCAAAUUUUUGCUUCCAGAUUAUGGAAAAUGAUCUAUCAUUUUUGAUGAAAAUUCUUAGUUGUCAGAGAAGUGCCGCAAUCAAAACCCUGCAUCUUGUGUUAGAGAGAGCUUCGGGUCUGCUGAGAAGUAACAACCUACUAAAAAAGAACGACUGCUCGCCACCGGAGGCGCGACGAAAAUGGGAAACUAUGUUCGCCCUGCUUACCGAACCGGUGUUUUUAAACGGACGAGAAACGUCCAAGGAAAUUAAGGAGAUGAUAAAACUAGAGCACACAGAAGAAAGUCAAGAAACAGUCCAGCUUGAAUGUCGCAUUUUGGAACUUGAUAAUUAUCCGGAGGAUCCGGAAGAACAAAAUCAGCAACUAAAGAGAUUAUUCCGUGUAACCAAAGAAUCAAGUUUAGAAGACUUCAGGUCCACAUUUCUCAACUCUCCAAAUGAUGUACGAGAAAAGCACAGUUUUUUGACUCUGUUCUUUGCAAAGUUUGACCAAAUUUCGACAAUUGACAACCUCCACCAUCUCUUGAAAUGGUCUCGCCUGGUAUCGUCAGCAUUAACCCAUCGCAUCAGUAGAAAAGACGCGCAGUCUAAGUUCACCAUCAACGAUUUCAUCACUGGUCAUAUUCUACAACUAAAGCGAAACCCUGAUGAAACUAAACGUUUGAGAGAAUUGUUCAACAAAUUCAAAGAAGCAUGGAACAAAAUGCUCCCCUUAGUAAAGAAAGAACCUGGUGAUAAUCACGACAACAUGCCUCGAAUAGGGGAGACUAAUAGUGUAGCUCUCUGUCUGAUGGAGAGUGAUGAUGGUAUCUAUCUUGAAACAGCCAUUGGGAUUCUGGUUUCUUAUCAAAAUUCAAUUUUAGAUACAAUCAUUUCCCUUUCUGCGCAUCGCCACCCAGCUUUAAGUUUCCUGGAAAAAGAAAACUGUAGUGGAGUUCCGUGUAUCUCUAUUCAGAAGGUGGAUGAAAAACAAGUUAUAAAUUUCCAAUGGUCAGACGAUUUAUUCCAAGAUGCACGAAACAAUCCCGAGUAUGGCAAGGGUCACGAAAUCGCCUAUGAUUUCGAGAGAAUAGAAAUGGAGCUGGCAACAGAAAUCGCAUUUGGAAAGUGCUUCCUGACGGGGACCCUAAACAAGUUUAUUUUCGCGAAAGAGUUGUUCCACUCGUGUGGUCCUUUGCUGACAGAGAUCCGAUCCCAAGUGACACAAAGCUCUAAACUGCCGGAAGAUGUGCGUAAAGGUGUGUCGAACCUAAAAGAGGAGAGGAUUAGAGAAGCUCAAGAUCUUCUUCAACAUAUCGAGGUACUGAUCUUCCUGCUUAAAAGAAAAUUGAAGAAAUUCAACGAGGAUAUGACCCUGGAAGAGCUCGCCGAAAAAUGGUCACCGUUGUUACCAAGUCCCUUCCCAGUAAAACUGUUACCCAAACCACGUAGUUCGAUCAAGAUUAAACACGUUGCUGCCCUUUAUGAAGCUCUUGAAGAUGUGCUUGCCGAUGGAGCCAUCGAAGGACUGGCCGAGAAAUUCCGAGAUGAGUUGCCAGAUGAGAUGAAAGAAACCAUUAAAGCUCUAGUUGGCGGGGAAGUUGAACAGUUCAAGCCACAAAACUUUUUGACAGCAGUACGUCGUUUCGUGUUUCGUUAUCUCUCGUCAGAAACUGAAAGAUAUUGGCCAGACGAACAUAACUCUUUGCAGUCUAGCUUGAAGGAACCAUCAUUGUGGUUCCCUCUGGGUCCACCGAACCUGGACGAGAUCCCGCUAGAAAUCACUCUCGAAUACAUUCACUCAAUUGUGAAAUAUAUAGAAAAAUUGGAGAAGGAAAGAAAGGGAAAUAGCGGAAGACUGGGCCUGAGAAGUUCAUCGCGUCAAACACAGGCAACCAAGCAAUCCGGCCGACGUCGAAUUCAAAAGUUCUCCCGCAUAUAGGCGGAUAUGGUGUGAAGUAUUAAUUCAGUUUACUGUUGAUCUUUAAUAAAGCCCCGUUUACACUACGCUCAAU
This is a messenger RNA of Dendronephthya gigantea, 11373 nucleotides long. RefSeq lists its product as uncharacterized. Gene Ontology annotation, molecular function: ATP binding; ubiquitin-protein transferase activity; ATP hydrolysis activity. Bases 69 to 11300 code for a protein of 3743 amino acids. The transcript has 2 exons. The record is from RefSeq and is a predicted model, not a curated record. NCBI's taxonomy places the organism in Eukaryota, Metazoa, Cnidaria, Anthozoa, Malacalcyonacea, Nephtheidae.